Oryctolagus cuniculus (rabbit) is the source of this 1171-nucleotide messenger RNA. Lineage: Eukaryota; Metazoa; Chordata; Mammalia; Lagomorpha; Leporidae. The record is from RefSeq and is a predicted model, not a curated record.
UCCUCUUCAGAUUAGUUGGCUCAGUCCUCGAUUUCUGUGCACCUCAGAGCAGCAGCUGCUGGGACCACCUUGAGAAGAGGAUGAUUCCCAACAAAGCACUGAUCCUGGCGGCCCUUGCCCUGACCACCAUGAUGAGCCCGUGCAGAGCUGAAGACAUUGUGGCUGACCACAUUGGCUCCUAUGGCAUAAACGUCUACCAGUCUUAUGGUCCCUCUGGCCAGUACACCCAUGAAUUUGAUGGAGAUGAAGAGUUCUAUGUGGACCUGGAUAAGAAGGAGACUGUCUGGAGCCUGCCUAUGUUUCGCGAAUUUACAAGUUUUGAUCCACAGGGUGCACUGGGAAACAUAGCCACAAUAAAAUACAACUUGGACAUCAUGAUUAAACGCUCCAACUCUACUGCUGCUGUCAACAAAGUUCCUGAGGUGACAGUGUUCUCCAAGGCCCCUGUGAGGCUGGGGCAGCCCAACACCCUCAUCUGUCUUGUGGACAACAUCUUUCCUCCUGUGAUCAACAUCUCGUGGUUGAUCAAUGGGCACCCAGUCACAGAAGGUGUUUCUGAGACCAGCUUCCUCUCCAAGAGUGAUCAUGCCUUCUUCAAAAUCGGCUACCUCACCUUCCUCCCUUCUGCUGAUGAUAUUUACGACUGCAGAGUGGAGCACUGGGGCCUGGAGAAGCCACUUCUGAGACACUGGGAACCUGAGAUCCCAGCCCCCAUGUCAGAGCUGACAGAGACUGUGGUCUGUGCCCUGGGGUUGGCUGUGGGCCUCGUGGGCAUCAUAGUAGGCACCAUCCUCAUCAUCCGAGGACUGCGCUCAGGUGGUGCCUCCCGACAGCAAGGACCCUUGUGAAUCACACCCUGGUAGUGAAGGUACAUUGUCCAUCUACAAAAGCAGAAGAGUCAAUGUGCUGGACAACCUAGCACUAUUUUCUGGCCUGGUUCAUCACAUUUUGUGUCUCUUCCAAUCAUUUCUCUUCUCACCUCUUUCAUGGAACUUAAGGUGCUACAUUCACCCAGAGUUCACUUAUGCUUGGAAUUCUUCCCUCAAUUUUCUUUCCUCAAGUGUUACCUAAUGUGAGAUUCCUUAAGGUUGCUCUUCCAGCUACAUAAUCCCUCAAUGACCUUGAUCCAAUAUCUCCAUGGAGGCAAUAAAUAUCCCCUAAUAAAUCUGUU